CGAUACAUAUAAUAACAGUAGUCUUAUUCGUAAAUACCAAUGAACCAAAAAUAUUAUUAGGACAACGAUUUGAUAGUAAACAAGCAUUUUAUUUACAUUUCGAUGGAGUAACAACAUCUCAACUACCAGAAGCUUUCCCCGAAACAACUGCAGUAAUGGAAACACAAACAGUACUAAACAAAUUAAUCGCACAAGAAUACCUACUAGAAGCGACUAUAACCAA
Messenger RNA from Racocetra persica, 223 nucleotides. Lineage: Eukaryota; Fungi; Glomeromycota; Glomeromycetes; Diversisporales; Gigasporaceae. The record is from the annotation of a GenBank genome assembly.